Molecule: messenger RNA, 606 nt
Organism: Folsomia candida
Lineage: Eukaryota; Metazoa; Arthropoda; Collembola; Entomobryomorpha; Isotomidae
Product: histidine-rich glycoprotein-like
Exons: 4
Coding region: 40-606 (188 amino acids)
Source: RefSeq, a predicted model, not a curated record
UUUAUCCCAAAUUGGCUAAAAUUCCUCCUCCCUUCACCAAUGUCGGAACCUUCUUUUUCCGCCCAAUCAUCUCCACCCCCUCCGACCGACCCGCCUUCUGAAGGAGGAGGAGAAACCCAUGGCGCAAAACGAAGUCACUUAGCUUUCGAAGGACCUGACAACCUGGUUGCAUCCGCACCGGCAAAUUCUUCCCCGGAAUCCGCACCGAUAACCGAUUAUCACCAUUAUCAUGACCACCAGGAUUCCCAUCAUCACGGGAGUCACGAUUCGUCGCGCUAUAGUUAUUUCCCCCACGAAACGCGCGCCUCGAUGCCAAUGAUACGAUCGUAUCAUAGCUUUUACUCGUCCCGCGCUUCGAGAGCGUCACUCGCGUCGCGGGCAAGUUUGGGAAUUAGGGCGUCCCGGGCGAGCAAAGUGGGACCAAUGUUAAGGGCAAGUGAAGGUUUGCUGGCCCACUUGGACGAUCCAAACCAUCCAUUGUAUCAUCACGGUGGAGAGCAUCAUCAUGGCGCCCAUGAACAUCAUCACCACCAUCAUGCCCACCAUCACGGUCAUCAUCACGGUCACCAUCACCACCAUCAUCACCAUCACCAUCAUCAUGUGUAA